AUGAGUGCCAAGUCAGCCAUCAACAAGGAGAUCUUCACACCUCACGAUGAGAAGAUGCUUGCUGCUGUUCAGGUGAAGAGGAGGACCAAGAAGAAGAUCCCUUUCCUGGCCACCGGUGGUCAGGGAGAUUACAUGACUUUCAUCUGUAUCUCUGUGACGAAUAGGAAACCCUCCAGCGUAUCCAUAACAAAGGUGAAGCAGUUCCAGGGAUCUUCUGCUUUUGUAAAAAGGUCACAGUGGACAGUUGAUCAGCUACGACAGGUCAACGGCAUUGACCCCAACAAAGACUGUCCAGAAUUUGACCUCACCUUUGACAAUGCUUUGGACCAGUGGGUUGCUAGCUCAGCAGGAGAGAAGUGCAUCUUUAUCCAGAUACUUCACCACACCUGCCAGCGCCACUGCUCGGCACAGAAACCAGAGUUUGUCAACUGUCAGUCGAAACUGCUUGGGGGUAACAGUAUACUGCAUUCAGCCGCAGACAGCGUGACCAGUGCUGUACAGAAGGCCAGCCAAGCCCUCAACGAGCGCGGGGAGCGAUUAGGUCGGACUGAGGAACGGACUGCAGAGAUGAUGAACAGUGCUGAACAGUUUGCUGUCACUGCACACAAGGUGAGACCAUAUUCCAUCUCUGCCAUCUAA
Menidia menidia (Atlantic silverside) is the source of this 639-nucleotide messenger RNA. The record is from the annotation of a GenBank genome assembly. NCBI's taxonomy places the organism in Eukaryota, Metazoa, Chordata, Actinopteri, Atheriniformes, Atherinopsidae.